GGCGUCAAUUUCAGUUUUCUCACUUUGUUUUAAAAAAUAGUUAGAGGAGUAACAACAAAUAGGAUUCCCCCAAUCGAUCAUAUUUAAGUUUUGUGAUAGCCACAAAGCUGUAAAGCAGACUUCUUAAAACAAGAAAACUUGGAAUAGCAAAUUCGAACAAUUCUUUCUUGUCUAUUUACGAAGCAAGACUAGUUCGUUUGUUGAACAUCUUAUCUGAUAAAUUGCUGAUCGACUGAUAUUGUGAGAAUCUUAAUUGGGGAGAAAACUAGAUUCAACUGUCUUUUAGAGAUGCUGUGAUAAACUGUUUAUACGUAAAAAACCGGGCCACAACAGAAAAUGUGACCAUUAGUUGUUCUCCAUUUAAACUCAUCUACAAAGAUACUUACAAACUUUAGAGAUAAACUUCCAAUUCUAUUAUCAGUUAGGAGCAACCCUUGAACUUGAUUGCAUUGAAAGUCUUUUGAACUCACCAUCAAAGUAAAGCUGAUUUUGAGAGUCAAGACGAGACUUAAAGCCCAGUCUCCCCAUUGCGCAGCGGGCUUCUCUUCUUUCUCUGCGGCAUAGGAACAACAAAACCUUGAGUGCGAUCAGAUGGAUCUACUGUUUAUGAAGCCUGAUGAAGUCUACAAACACAUUCAUCCCUAUCAACGUUUCUGAUUCCAGAGCAACGGAAGACAUUCGGCGCGGACAGAAUGCAAAGAGAACAGCUCCAUCCAACUCGACGAAUAUUUUGUCCAGCUUACCCUCCACUAGAAAACGAGUUCCUUGUUCUUUAUGUUUUUAGAAGCCACUUUUACUUUUUCAGACUAGAGUUUUUUCUGGAAGCUUCUCUUCUUGACAAGUAUCUCUUGGAUCCUCGAAAAAGUGUUUUUCCAUAUAGUAAGAAGCUCGUAGAAAGAAACUUGGUUUUCAACGAAGGACAACCAAUAUUCAGUUAAGAGAUAAACUUGCGACAAAUAUUAUAACAGCAAUGGUACUAUUGUUGUUUGUUCUAGUAAUUCAACUUGCUACGAAGAAGCUAUAAUGAUGUGUGAGAGGCAAACUUUAAUCGCUUCAUCUUUUCUCAAUAAGAUACACGAAAUUACGGCGAACCAGGGCAAAGAAUAUAUUCGUUUACUUUUGGUAUUUUAUAGUGCUGUGAAAUACUAAGAGAAGUUUCGCCAAUAGUGAUGGACGCGAGACGCCCAGGUUGGUGUGAAAAAAGUGGUUUUUAGUUACACCAGUAUACGUCUCGUACAAUACAACAUAGUUGCCAACUUCUUUUUUCGUCUGCAUUCCUGUCUUACGUAACAUAGGAAAUGGAUUGAAAUUCUCUGCAGUAGUUAGUGCAAUAUUUAAUAGUACUAACGCUCCUGAUAGUUUUUCCGAGGAAUCAUAGCAUGUCUCGAACUGUUUCUUCUAGCACUGUUUCAGUGACAACGACCUGUACCCGAAAUCAACCUUCAAGGUUUUCACUGCAGCGCUGUAACAGCAAGCUAUCAGUAUCAAGUAGUUACAAAGCCUGAAAUAAAAUGCUUGUUUCUUGG
Molecule: messenger RNA, 1526 nt
Organism: Galdieria sulphuraria
Lineage: Eukaryota; Rhodophyta; Bangiophyceae; Galdieriales; Galdieriaceae
Exons: 1
Coding region: 693-938 (81 amino acids)
Source: RefSeq, a predicted model, not a curated record